Molecule: messenger RNA, 3568 nt
Organism: Phycodurus eques (leafy seadragon)
Lineage: Eukaryota; Metazoa; Chordata; Actinopteri; Syngnathiformes; Syngnathidae
Product: cell cycle progression protein 1-like
Exons: 9
Coding region: 157-2697 (846 amino acids)
Cellular component (GO): membrane
Source: RefSeq, a predicted model, not a curated record
CCCUUUUUGAAACCCAAUUUCCCAGAAUCCAUUGGCUUCGUUGUGACGUCAACUGUUUUUCCGGCACCCAGGAUCGUGCAAUAGCGAACAGUUUAUCUGCAAACAACUGCAUCGUUGCCGGACACCAAAACACAGUGCUACUGACAAACUGAUAUCAUGUCAAACACGUCCAGUGACACCGAGUCGUCCUGUGGCUGGAGCAUCGUCAGCAUGGAGGGUUCAGAUUUUGAGACUUUGGUGGCAGACGCCACGGGACUACAUGGAGCUGAUGACCAAGAGCGCCCUGCUGUGGUGGAACCAGAACUGCAGGACUCUCAAGACUCAGCUUCUGCAUCUGGAUGUAAUAAUGACAAAGUUGAGGGCUCACUGGAUAACGGACUGGGAGAACAAACCAUGGACGAGACAUUGUGCGUGUCAGAGGAGAGAACAUCACACGGAAACCUCUCAGCCACUUGGUCGCCACUUCCUGUUCAAAUGGAACCUCGCCAAGCUGGAGCUGAUGACGCAGCAGUGAGCGAGCACGUCGCUGUGUUGUCCUCCAGCGACCACUCGGACAUCGUGACGUUAAAGGAGCUGAGGGAGGACGAGUGUGACGAGGGCUUGUAUCUGGGCACGUCGAGCAGCAGCCGGUACGCCUUCACCGCUGCAGAGCCCGUUUUACCAGCUCAGCUGCCACCUGCAGCCACAAACUCCAGCAGCAGCGAGGGAGAAGUGACACCAAACGUUGUGGUGCGAAGACGCAGGUUGAGGAGGAAUACGAUAAACAAUGCGACAGAGUCCUGCGAGGAGGAGAUGACAAUGGAGUCAGAGGAAGAGGACGAGGAGGAAGAAGAGAAGCAGCAGGCGGAGCAAACUGGAGACAGGCCUGCCACGCUGACAAUGCGAGGCCAAGGCAGUGGAACCCUCAACUCUUGCAUCCUGCUCGCCCUCGUCAUCGCCCUUAGCAUGGGCUUUGGACACUUCUAUGGCACAGUGCAUAAGCAAGAGAGGCAGAAAACCGUAGACGAAGUCAGAGAAAAUGAACUCAACAGUCUGAUGGAUGUUCUUCAAUAUCAUAUCAAAAGCGACAACCUUAGCCUGGAUGAGUUGGAUGAGCAGAUGCUUACUUCAUUGUUCAUACAAGCUGUCAAGAAGAUGAACAAAGAGAACAAGGAGCUCAGCAUCCAGCGAGGACGUGGUCGGAAGAAGCUGAGGAAGCAGCGCUCUAACAUUCAAGAUCUGGCGGCUAAAGCAGCUGCACCCGACGUGCUUCUGUCUGAAAACCAGAGGCUGAAGGAGGAGCUGGCGGGAGAGAAGAAACUGCUUUCCGAAAACCAGAGGCUGGAGGGAGCGAAGAAACUGCUGUCCGAAAACCAGAGGCUGAAGGACAAGCUGCAAGGAGAGAAGAAAUUGCUAUUCGAAAACCAGAGGCUGAAGGACAAGCUGGAGGGAGAGAAGAAAGUGCUGUCUGAAAACCAGAGGCUGAAGGACGAGCUGGAGGGAGAGAAGAAACUGCUGUCCGAAAACCAGAGGCUGAAGGACGAGCUGGAGGGACAGAAGAAACUGCUGUCCGAAAACCAGAGGCUGAAGGACAAGCUGGAAGGAGAGAAGAAAUUGCUGUCCGAAAACCAGAGACUGAAGGACGAGCUGGAGGGAGAGAAGAAACUGCUGUCUGAAAACCAGAGGCUGAAGGACGAGCUGGCGGGAGAGAAGAAACUGCUGUCCGAAAACCAGAGGCUGAAGGACGAGCUGGAAGGAGAGAAGAAAUUGCUGUCCGAAAACCAGAGACUGAGGAACGAGCUGGAGGGGGAGAAGGAACUGAAGAAGAAGCUUGACAAGGAGAGGAAGCUUACAUAUGAGGCGGCGGCCCAAGAGUUCCAGGUCCGCCUGAGGAAGCUGGAGGAGAGGCUGGGCUUUGAGCAGCAGCGCUCCAACCUGUGGGAGAGGCUCUACCUGGAAACUAAAGAAGACCGGGCCAAAGGAGACACGGAACCCAAACAGACGAAGGCAAGAGCAUGUACAUCAGGGACAGUGAAAUGCACAUUUGAUGCAGUCAAGAACUCCACCAAGGAAUUUGUCCACCAUCACAAAGAGCAGAUUAAGAAAGCCAAGGAAGCCGUAAAGGAAAACCUGCGUAAAUUCUCCGCUUCCGUCAAAUCAACUUUCCGCCACUUCAAGGUUUCAGCCAGCACCUUCAUCAACAAGAUGAAGAGAGAAGGUACAAAAUUCGAUGAAGAAGACAAAUACAAGGGAAAAAAAGGCCAUCCCCAACAAGACGCCAACACACGGAAAUCAGGUAGCACAGUCCACAAAGAGCGAGGCCAGAGCACCAACCCGAAAGGAUGCCGAGGAGUCUUCGACUGCGCCUACCAUGAGUCCAUGAGUGUUUUCAACAAAGCCGUGCAGCCCAUACGAGCUGACGAGUUCCACCAGCUGCUGUGGAGCUACUUGCAGCGGGAAGUCCACAACUUCCACCACUGGAAGGAACUGGAGAGCUUCAUCAAAGGCUUCUUUCACAACGGCCUCUUCAUUCACGACCACAUCCUCUUCAGUGACUUUGUGAGCAGGUUGGAACACUACCUGGUGAACAUGCCCGAGUACCACGGCCUUCAGAAUGACGCCUUUGGAGAUAUCGACGACUUCAUCUACAGACACCUCUUUGGCAAGGCGUACGCAAAAAGUAGUGGGCCCAGCGGGCCUCUCGAACGACCAGACUAGUACUCUCGAGAGGAGUCGAGGAUGAAACAUCAAGGUCUUCGGCAGCAGAGACAAAAGAGCGUGACAUAAAGGCAAGCGAAGAAACGGGACCUUGGCCGACGUCAAAAUCAAACUGGGCCCCAUGCCGUUCGAACGCAAAUACUGAAUACUUCUCGACAGGUUUAAUAGUAAUACAUACUCAAUUCUUUAGUCCUAUUCCGGGUUCCUCUUGAUGCCUGUUUGCACAAUGUUUUUGUUUUUUAAUACUACUGAAUGUCCUCCGGGUGGUUUUCCAUGGAUUCCAGUGGACCAUUUUCAGAUGCACUUUAAAUGUAUUGGCUUGGAAUUGAGAUAUUUUCAUGUUUUGAAAAGAGCAUCUGUGUUGCGGGGGCAAAAAUUAAUCCCCAAAAUGCAAAAGGGUGGUGUUUUGGCAAGGCCAUGAAUUCACUGCUCCGUAACAGCUAACAGAACAGUACCAUCUUAACUUUCAUUGAAAUAAUACCUCAACAUAAGGUUACAAAUUAGGUGCACGCACUGUUCUUUUAGUUCAAUAUGUAAUUAAAAUGCUGUUGUCCACUCCAAACAUUGCUAACGCUUGACAAUGUUGACCUUUGAGAGAGAUGGCAAGGAGUAUGUGCUGAUCUCACUUUGUAGCGCAGCUACUGGGAAUCAUCUUCAACAACUGUUAGUCAAAACAAAACAUCUCUUAAAUUGUGGAAGUUUCUAAAAAUGUAUAUGAACGGAUUAGACCUUAGCUAUAGCACAAUAUCCUAAUCAUGUUAGUUAACACUAUGAUUUGUUUACGAAGGUUUGAUUGGUUAUGGUAUUCUAUGUAAAAAAAAUAAAAUAAAUAAAAAUAGCUGGCAGCCCAAGCUAUUGUGGGGGGGGGGGG